CCAGCUUUUGAAUUUAUGAGAUUCGGAGCGGUUUGAAGCGGUUUAAGGCGAUUUGAGUGAUUGUUGCAAACCGCCGACAACCGCUACCGACCGCAAAAGCUGCGUUUGCGGGUGGUAGCGGGAAAACCAAUCGCCACCUUAGAAGUAAGAAAACUUAGUUACAACUUCCAUUCCAAUACUUCUUGGUGUUAUUAACAACUUGUCUUUUUAUAAUUAUUCUUAUUCUGUUGAAAAGAUGGAUAACUGAAAUUUCUUUGCUUAUGUUUAGAUUGAAAAGUUUAGGAUUUGUAUUUUCGGGGUUGAAGUUUAUUAAUUAUUGACUUAGGAAACCCAAAGUGGUAUCUAGCAAGUUGAUUUCUCACCGUAACAAUACUUGCCACUCUUGGUACUAUCUUUUGUGAGAAACAUGUUAUAUGCCUUCGCUUUCAUGUGGGGAAAAAAAGAUCAUGUACAUCCCUAAAAAUAAUUAUGUUAAAUCCGUGGUGGCUAGAGAAACUUGAAUUUGAGUAGACGUUCAUAAAUUUUUCUGUUUAACUAAGUUUCAAAAAGUAGUAUUUGCACUGCAUAAUAAUAUACUAGAUAAAAACAUGCACCCUAUGCAGAAUAACAAAAUUUAUAAAAUGUUUAUGUUACGAAUUUUGUUUUUAUAAUAUGUAACAAAGUUUAUCAAACCAAUUACUUAAGAGGAAAUUUAGUCAUAAUAACUAGUGAAAACAUAGAACAAAGUCAUAAUUAAUUUACCAGGUCUUGUGCCAAAACUAUGAACUCAAAACAAAACAUUUUAGUUAUAUAAUUUCAAUCCAGCACUAAAUAUAUUUUAUUCCAUUUUGAACUAAUAUAGAUUAUUGUUGUGACUGCGUAUUGAUUAUCCAUACAAAAAAUCAUGAAGACUUAUAAUUUGUGCAUCACUCAAAUUUUAAAUAAGAUAUAUCUAUCACACUAAUUUAAGAGCUACAAUAAAUGUAUAUAUUAAUGUUUGACAAUAUAUGUUAUUUAUAUAACAAUAAAUUUAAGUUUAAAUAUUUCAAAGAAGAUAUCUUUAUACAUGUUGUAUCAUAAGUCAUAACUUAAAACAUUUGUGUCAUUAAUGUUUCUUUCUAUAAGGUGUACUUUUGUUGACAUUUAAUUUAGAUAUGUUAUUUUUACUAUGAAUAAAAUGAAUAAAUUGUGAUAGUGUAUAUAUUUUUUUAAAUACUUCUAAAGAUUAUAUAUACACAAAUUUAUAUUUCUAAAAAAAAUAUUUAUGCUUUUUUUUUCUUUUCUCCCUCGCAUCAGUAUAUUUACGCAAUUUGUGAAUGAAUUUAAAAAAAAAAAUUCAAAUGUAUUGUAGUUUUCAAAAUUAAUAAAAUUGAGUUACAAAAUUUUCAUAUUAUCUAAGCUCAUGUUACACUAAACCUAUUAGUUAUAAUAAUAUAUGUUUGUCUCGGUUACAUUACAUAAAGUAAAUAUUAUUAAAAUGGAUUAACCUCAUAUAGUACAAAUUUUAUGAGUUUUUAAUAUUUAAAAAAAAACUAAAAAAUUUAUUUAGUUUUAUUUAUCUUUGUCGAAAUACAAAUAGACCAUAUGUUUAAUAUUGUAUUGGUACUAUAUGUUAAAUAAGACCACUGUUAAUAUUGGUAUCUACAUAAACAUAUUAAAUUGAUGUUUUGUAAGCUUUUUUGGUAAACGAUACCUUGUAAGUAGGCCUUUUCAAUCCGGAUUUCGGUCCUGUUUUGGUAUGUUUUUUUUUAGUUUUUUUUUGGUAUUUCGGUGUAUAAAAGUUAGCUACCAUAUUGAAUCUAUAUCUAAUUUGGUUUGGUUCGGUUUAUAUACCAUUGAUUUUUGUUUUAUAUGGUUUUAUACCAAAAAACCAUAUAACUAUAUUUAUCUUUGAUAAUAAACUAGUUUAUAUGAUUAGAAAUCAGAUUUAUCAAAACAUAAAUAUAUUCUUUACUCAAGAUUUUAAAUAUAAAAUUUUCUGUUUUAUUUACCUUUCAAAAUAAAAAUAAGAAAAACAUUAAUAUCAUACUAUUAAUAUAUAAAUAUAUUUUAGCACAAAUAUUUACCAAUAAAAUAAAAUUUUAUUUAAUUUGAUGAAAAUAAGAAAAAAAACUUUUUAACUUAAACAAAAUAAAAAAAUUAAUAAAAUCAUUUUAUAGUUAGGAAUAUAAUAUUGAUAAAAAGUUAUGCAUAUAUUAUUAAUUUUAUUAUAAAAUAUAUAUAUAAAUAUACUAGUAUAUUUUAUUAAUCAGUUUAUUCGGUUUAUUUGGUUGGAUCGGUUUAUAUACCGAAUCAUAUCCAUAUGCUGCGGUUUUUUUAAAAUAACAUUCAUUCCGUCUAUUCUAUUAUGUACUAUCAAAUCCAAAUUACUUUAUUUAUUUCGGUUUGAUUUGGUUUUAAUUGGUUAAGGAGUAUGGGUCUAAAUAUAUCAUCAAAGUUGCAGCCUGAAACAAAGUACAAAUCCAACAAAGGAUCGUUAAUGGCACUUUUGAUUUUGUCGGCACCAAAAGAAAACAAUAAUCAAAUUGUUGUUGACAAAAACCCAAUAUCUCUAACUUUCGGUUACAACAGUAAUAUUAUAGUUUUGAAAUAUGGCUGCGAAGUUUUAUAUGUACAAUAAAAAGAAAAGAUAAAGUCAAAUAGGGGAUGUCCAAAAGAGAUGCGAGGAAUCAGCAACUAAUGGCAUGUGAGUUAAAACGAAACACAAAGCAGACAAACUAUUUGUGCUCAACACCGUCACGACUCACGACCAAUCUCCCCAAUGACUUCGUAACUAUUUACACUUCAUUGCCUUAAUCGCAUCUCUUUUGACAAGUCAUCACUCUUCACCUUUUCUUUUAUAUAAAAGCAUUUAUUAUUUAGUUUUUUGUUGCACCACCCCAAAAUUAUUAAAAAGUCAAAUCUAUAUACGUUCCUCGUUGUUGUCUGAUAAGUCAUAACAAUAAAUAAUAAAUAGAGACAGCUAUCUAAAAAGAGUUUACAAAUAUUUGUAUUUUCCGUGUUUUGACUUUGUAAUAAUUCUUAAUAUUUCUCCUACCCUUCAUAUUUAAACCCAACCCUCCUUGUCUCUUCUUCCUAAACCAAUUCUCAUCUCUUAAAUCUCAACUACUGCAUUUUAAAGCAAAAGUUUCAUUUCUUGAGAUUCGAUUUUAUUUCAUCAAGCUUUACUAUUUUUCAUAUUUUCUGGCUAGUCAAAAUGGAUCAAGAAAUAGAGAUUCCUUCUUUCUUUCUAUGUCCGAUCUCUCUAGAUAUCAUGAAGGAUCCGGUGAUAGUUUCAACCGGAAUAACCUACGACAGAGAUAGCAUCGAGAAAUGGCUCUUCACUGGUAAGAAAAACUCAUGUCCGGUCACCAAACAAGUCAUAACCGAGACCGAUCUCACACCAAACCACACUCUUCGUCGUCUGAUCCAAUCUUGGUGUAGUCUCAACGCAUCACACGGCAUCGAGACAAUACCAACCCCAAAACCUCCAAUCUCUAAAUCCGAGAUCGAAAGACUCAUCAAAGAUUCUUCAUCUUCACAUAAAAACCAAGUUAAAUACCUCAAAAGACUUCGCCAAAUAGUAACAGAGAAUAAUACGAACACGAGAUGCUUAGAAGCCGCAGAAGUUCCAGAGUUCUUGGCAAAUAUCAUCAGCAACUUAGUAGGUACUUCAUCGAGUCUCAAUGAUAUCUCAAACAUAUUGGAGAAUAGGUUUGAUUCUUCAAGAAGCUUAAUGGAUGAAGCUUUAAGUUUACUCUAUCAUCUUGACGCAUCGGAGACAGCCCGCAAGAGUCUUUUAAACAACAAGAAGGUAACAAAUAUUGUGAAGACGUUGACUAAGAUUAUGCAACGUGGGAUCUACGAGUCAAGAACCUAUGCAACUUUGCUUCUCAAGAAGAUUCUUGAAGUUGCGGAUCCGAUGCAAAUCAUAUUGUUGGAACGUGACCUUUUUAAUGAGGUGGUUCAGAUCUUGCAUGACCAGAUCUCUCACAAGGCAACGAAGUCAGCAAUGCAAAUCUUGAUGAUUAUAUGUCCAUGGGGAAGGAAUAGACAUAAAGCUGUGGAAGCUGGAGCGGUCUCCAUGAUAAUCGAGCUUCUUCUGGAUGAAAGUUUCUCAUCAGAGAGAAGGAAUGUAGAGAUGACGAUGGUGGUUCUUGAUAUGUUAUGUCAGUGUGCAGAAGGAAGAGCUGACUUCUUGAAUCAUGGUGCGGCUAUUGCGGUCGUGUCUAAGAAGAUAUUGAGGGUCUCUCAGAUAACUAGCGAAAGGGCGGUUAGGGUUUUGCUUUCUGUUGGGAGGUUUUGUGCGACACCAUGUUUGUUACAAGAGAUGUUGCAACUGGGAGUUGUAGCGAAGCUGUGUCUGGUGCUUCAAGUGAGUUGCGGAAACAAGACUAAAGGAAAGGCAAAGGAGUUACUUCAGCUUCACGCUAGGGUUUGGAGGGAAUCACCUUGUGUCCCAAGAAAUUUAUAUGCUUCGUAUCCUGCUUGAACAGCAUAUUUAUUAACUCUCAUCCGAUACAUUCAAUUCUAUGAGAGUUAUUCUUCGGAUAAGUUCAUUAAGAAAAGAAGAAAAUUAGACUGGUUUUAUUUUUGCUCAAAUUCAGUUUUUUCUUCUGCUUUUGUUAUAUCUUUCAAAGGUUCAUCAUCAUCAUGUAGAUAACAAUUGGAAAUUUUCAUGAAAUUAUGAGAUACUGCAAAGACAUAAAUGGAAUCACAAGUUACAUGGCUAUUGUUUCCCACUUGCUUGUUCAUUACUGUUAAACUGUUUAUUUGUAUGCUUCUAUAUUGCUCAUUUCCCUAGACCGUCUCUAUCAAUUUAUAAUUUUUAUCGGGUAGAUAACCUAGAAGAUUACAUCAUAGUUAACUUAGAGAUAUGGAUGCAUCAUGCAUUCAUGCUAUCAUGUGUAACGUGUCUGAGCAUUUAUGUCCGUGGAAGUAACAUUGCGAACGUUUAUGUCCGUAUGUCCAACAUCUUUAAGUCUCUAACCCCACUGUUGAUUAUUUUGUAUGGUUUCAUUACAUAUCGACUUCGAAGACAUGUAUCAUGCUUUCAUCUGACGACUAAUUUCGAUUCAAUUUUAUAAGCUUUGUUAUCUGAUUUUGUAUCUUUAAUUUGUUUUCACUUGUCAUGAUAUACCGAAGUCAAUAUAUUUUCAGGUCAUUCAUUUCAAAAAAAAAUAUUUAUUCAUUUCAAAAUUAUUUUCAAAAACUCAACAUAAUAUAUAUGUACAAUUUAACGAUCUUUUGACAUAUUAAUAUCGGUAGAUGAAAGGAAAAGAGAUCUGAAAAUGUAAAUACAAAAACUUAUAAAGAUAUAUCUUGAUAAAAAACUUAGCAUUCAAAUUAAAAAACUUAGCAUUCAAACUUAUAAAGAUAUAUAUAUAUAUAUAUAUAUAUAUAUAUAUAUAUAUAUAUAUAUAUAUAUAUAUAUAUAUAUAUAUAUAUGAAUCCUAAGCACGUAAACGCAAUUUUAUAUAACACGAAUCUCUGUAACUACAUACCUCGGUUCUAGCAAUCAGGGAACAUGGUCUUGGUGGGAACAUGAGUACAGUGUCGUUUGUUGCUCAAAAAAAAAAAAAAAAAAAAAGAGUACAGUGUCGUUUAUUGUGAGAAAUAAAUUUAUUUUUGGUGCUACUAGUUCAAUAUAUAUAAAUAAAUAAAAAGUAUAGGUGAUUUAAUUUGAAACAAUUACACUCAAAGACAGUUUUAAGUUUUUUAUCACACUAUUAGACAGUUCUUACUACUAGAGCAGUUUUUUCUAACCAAACCUAAUUUAUAUCUAUACACUAACUAAAAGUCCUAACUAAAUAUUAUUAUUUUAUUUUAUUAGCCAAAAGAAAACUAUUAGGAAACUAUGGUCACAAUCACUUUUUUAUCUCUCUCUCUCUCUCAUAGUUUUAUUCUUGUUUUCUUUUGUCGUGAACCAUUUGGUUUUAAUUUCCACUAAAGAAAUGCAAAGUGCUAUUUCAAAGAUAGAUCUGGAGAUUUUCACUCACUUUUAGUUUCUGGUGCUAACCGUUCUGAAUCUACCGUCGAAGCUCUGUCGCCAUCUUCUUCAUCAUCUUCACCUCUGCAUCUCUUCCGCUUCAAUCAAGCUCUUCUAUAAAUAUCAGCCAUCGUCUAAACUAUCAUAGGAGAGAGAAAGCUUAAGCAACAAUGGUAAAUCCCUUAAAAAAACAAUGGUAAAUCUCUCUGGCGUGAAGUGAUUGUGUCACGAUCUCGAACGCGAGUAACCUUAAGCACAGUAGCUUCUUUGCCUGAGCCGCUACACUCGUCUGUCGAGCUCCAAUCACAGAGAGAAAGCUCAAGCAACAAUGGUCAAAUCUCACAUAUUUGCACAUUUAGUCCUUGGGUAUUUAGGUUUAAUUUGAUUUUGUCCCAAACUCUUUGAUUUCAAAUAUAUCCUAUCUAAUUGACCCCUAUACUUCAAAAUAUGCAUUCUAGCCCCUAUUUUGAUGGAGAACUUUGGGUUUUUCAUUUCUAGUCCCUCAUAUUUUGCAUCCUUUCAUUUUUGACCCCAAAAUUUCCAAAUUUACAUUUUUAAUCCUCUAAUGAACAAACAAAUGAUAUAUACACACCUAUAUUAAACCUAAAAUUAUCUAAAUAGACUCCAAAAAUAUACUCACUAAAAUCAUCAGGUAUCAUAACUUGUGAAAUGUAUAAAUGAGUUUGUGUACUUGUGUUUUUUUUUGUGAUACAUAUGUACACGUGCACAAUAUAAUAUAUGUGUACACAUGAACUUCCAAAUUUUAAUUUUCAUGUGAUAUGCAUACUGAACAUACAAAUUCAACAGAUGCAUCCAAUAAUGAACUAAAACAAAUUACUCAAAUAAUUUUUCUAGCAACUAUACUAAAAAAUAUUUGAAUUACCAAAUAUCAUAAAUUGAGCAAUGUACAAAAUGUACCAGUGUACAUGUGAUUUUUCAUAAAACUUUGUACAUGGGGACAGUGAAAUAUAUGUGUACACGUGACAAUAUUUGACUUGGCUUAUACUCUAUAUAUUCUUUAACCAAAACCUAGAAAGAGAAAAAAAUUCUAUAAGUCAAAGAAUAGAAACACAAUCUUUGAUGGAAAAAUUACUUUUUAAAAAGAAAAUAUAAUUUUUAGAUUUUUCUUGUUCUAUAAAGAUAAAAUUUCUAAAUAUUCAUGGAAUUCUUAAUAUGAAUGAAUAUUCUAGAAAAUUCUUCGUUCAGGAACAAAUAUAGCAUUUUUUAGUUUUGCUUAAGAUAAUUUUUUUUACACACAAAUUUUGAUUUUAAUGGUUAAGAUGCAAAAUUAGAUUUAUGGUUUUGGCCAAAAAUACAAUAUAUGGUUUUACAAGUUUAUUUUUACAGUGUGUACAUGUGAAUUAUUGCACAAGUUGAAUUGUGUACAUAUGAAUUGAAGUACACGUGGAUAGUAAAUUUGGUGUACAUAUCUAUAUACAAACACCAUUACAAUAAUGUACACAAAAAUAAUUCAUACUUCAAUAAUGUACAUAUGAAUUGAAGUAACGUGGAUAGUAAAUUUUGUGUACAAAGUGUUGUGUACAUAUAUCUACAUACAAACAUCAUUACAAUAAUGUACACAAAAAUGAUUCAUACUUCAAUAAUGUACAUUUGAAUUGAAGUACACGUAGAUAGCAAAUUUUGUGUACAUAGUAUUGUAUACAUAUAUCUACAUACAAACAUCAUUACAAUAAUGUACGCAAAAAUAAUUCAUACUUCAAUAAUGUACAUAUGAAUUGAAGUACACGUGAUAGUAAAUUUUGUGUACAUAGUGUCGUGUACAUAUGUCUACAUACUUUAAGGGCGAAACGAGCAAAAAACAAAAACUUAACAAUUGUUGCUCUCUAGUUUUCACUCUGCUACGAGAUAAAAAUGAACACUAGAAAUUUGGAAAUAAAAUUAAAAGUCGUUUGGCAACUUCGAAAGUCUAAAAAAUAAAGAUUAAAACACGAAGGACCAAACAUGAAAAUAUCAGAAUCUUGGCCAUUGUUGCUCUCGAGCUCAAACUCUACGACGGAGAGGAUGAGCCACAAGGACUCCAGACGGAAAUUAAGGUGGAUCUAGGGGCUGUAGCGUUUUGCGGUGAUUCUUCGACGAUGAAUGAGGCAAGAGUGAUGCGUAAGUGAUUUGCCGUUACGGUAGGAGCUAGCCGUUAAGGUAGAGCUGAGCAUGGUGGAGUGAUGCGGAGGCGAUGCUUCAACGACGAGUCGGCGGUGAGCAGCAAGUUACAUACCAAACAACACGUUGAGGGGUUAGAAUUCACAAUUUAAAAGUCUGGAUCGCAACUAGAAUUAUGUGGCCACAAAAAAAAAGUAAGGACUUGAAAAUACCAAAGAAAAAGAAAUUAUGAGGCACGUGGUCUUUUGCUCAGAUAAUUAUCUAAUUCAAUUUACUUUCUGCCUCGGGUCCACCACACAAUCCUUUUAAAACAAAAUUCAAAAUCCAACCACACAUAAAUAUCUGUAACCGAAAAAGAAGCGCUUAGUUAAGUUUUUUAAGGGCAAGUUAAGUCUUUUACACCAAAAACUACCUCAGUAUAACAAAGUGACUUAUCUUGUAAUAAAAAGACAGAAACUGCCUCUGGAUGUAAAUCACUCAUUUAAUUUGGACCAAACAUGGAGUAUGCGAGGUUCAACUUGCAACGUAAGAUCAAACUAAUAUAUCUCAUCGACAAUCUAGCCGAUACUAAAGUGCGAGUUUACGUCUUGUCCUGAAAAAUUACCACAAGCUACCACUUAGCUUAUUCGUAAAGUCUGAUCCUUUUGUGAUUUCUAUGAAAAAAUUGUAAACUUCGAGAAAAUUAAUUGAAUUUAUUAAAUUAUUAUUGGUUAAAAGUUAUUGAAAAUUAAAAAUUACAGAAAACGAUAUAUUUAUUAUGAUAGUUUAAUGUGUUUUUUUAAUAUGUAUGAAAAUCUAAAAAAAAUAUAUCUUUAUGGAAUGUAUUGAGUACUUCAUUAGGAUAUUCAAAGUUUAGAAUUCCUAACAUUUUUUUUGUCUUUGUAGUUUCAUCCACCCAUGGUACAGAGUGUAUUCAGAAUAUAAAUGUAGUUAUCUGUUUAAUACAAGUAAAUUUGAGAGCAUAUGCAAAACAUGUAAAUAAGAUAGUCACAGAAGUUGACGUACGCAUAAAAAGAACUGCAUAUUAUAAGAUUUUAUAGAAGUGUUCGUAUAACACAUGUGACAAGUAACGAUCGUGGUUCAUUUACAUAGUCUUGUUAAGGAUUGUUCACGCGAGUCCAAAUUAAAGAUCAAAUCGUAUCAUGGCGACAUCUUAUUUGAUGCCUCUUUUUAAAUGUUCUUAACGAUUCAAGCAUCAAAACGUUACAACGGUUCAUAAUUAAUUAUCCGGUUAUAAAGAAAAUUCAAGAAAAAUAAACAGGAGCAGCUAAGUGUUGACCGCCAUUCUUACUUUAUAUGUGACUUUCAUAUAUUAUAAACCUGUAUAAAAUUUUAAAAAUACUUGUAUUCAGUUGUAUAUAAUAAAUGCCAUAAAUCAAAAGUCAGAUCUUAGGAGCAUCCAUGUCGCAAUCUAAAACGAGUGGAAAAAAAAACACGAAGUUGUCUCUCUUUUCCUUUUGAACUUGCGUUCCUUCUAGUAAUAAGUUGUGGUCUACCACAACUAUGUAAUUCAGAAAAUGGUAUGAAUUUAACAUUUCAACCAAAAAAAAAAAAA
Molecule: messenger RNA, 9620 nt
Organism: Brassica rapa (field mustard)
Lineage: Eukaryota; Viridiplantae; Streptophyta; Magnoliopsida; Brassicales; Brassicaceae
Product: E3 ubiquitin-protein ligase PUB22
Biological process (GO): protein ubiquitination
Molecular function (GO): ubiquitin protein ligase activity
Source: RefSeq, a predicted model, not a curated record